Molecule: messenger RNA, 1566 nt
Organism: Macrosiphum euphorbiae (potato aphid)
Lineage: Eukaryota; Metazoa; Arthropoda; Insecta; Hemiptera; Aphididae
Source: the annotation of a GenBank genome assembly
AUGGAGUCUUCAUCCGAGUUUACGGAAAUAAGGGAAGGGAAAGCAAAAAUUCGGGUCCCUAGCUCUAGCAAAGUGUUUUAUAAUCCUGUGCAAGAGUUCAAUAGAGAUUUAAGCAUUGCUGUUCUAUCAGUAUUUUCUGAAAUCCAUCACAGUGAAAAACAAAAAACUAGAAAAAGACAAAGAUCCCCCAAUGAGAAUAACACAAUAGAAAUUGAACCUGUGAAACUAGAAAUUGGAACACAAACUGAAUCAGGCUUAGAAAUAUUAGAAGCAUUAGCGGCAACUGGUUUACGAGCUAUUAGAUAUGCUCUUGAAGUUCCAGGAGUUAAACAAAUAUAUGCUAACGAUAUAUCAAAAACAGCCGUACAAAUAAUGAAUCAAAAUAUUGAAGAAAAUAAUGUUAAAAAUUUAGUUACAUCUACUCUUUAUGAUGCUGCACAUGUUAUGAGAAAAAGGCAAUUUGAAUCUGAAACUAAAUUUGAUGUUGUUGAUUUAGAUCCUUAUGGAUGCCCAACAAAUUUAUUAGAUCCAGCUAUAUGUAGCCUUGCUGACAAUGGAUUGUUGUUAGUUACUUGCACUGAUAUGGCUGUCUUAGCUGGUAAUACACCAGAAUCAUGUUAUGCAAAAUAUGGUUCAAUAUCAUUAAGAUCUCCAGCUUGUCAUGAAAUGGCAUUAAGAAUUGUUUUGCAUACAAUUACAAAUGUGUGCACUCGAUAUGGUCGUUAUAUGGAGCCAUUAUUAUCAAUAAGUGCUGAUUUUUAUAUAAGGGUAUUUGUAGUCAUACGUACUAGUCCUUUUAUGUGUAAAUCGAUGUCUAGCAAAAUGUCAACAGUGUAUAAGUGUAGAGGAUGUAAUAUGACAACUUUAUUGCCAUUGGGUUCUGCUAAAUCAGAUUCAAAAAAUAUGAAAUUUAAUCUUUUGUCUGGUCCACCAGUUGACAAAAAAUGUGAACAUUGUGGAUUUCCUCAUUUGGUGGGAGGACCUAUAUGGACAGGUCCUUUGUACAACACUGAAUUCCUCAGUAAAUUGUGCAAUUACAUAAAAACUGAAGAAGCUGAAAAAAAAUUUAAGACUGUUAGGCGAAUGAGAGGAAUGCUGGGUAUGAUGCAAGAAGAAUUACAGGAUAUUCCGCUGUACUAUACAGUACCAUCACUUACCAACACUGUUCAUUGUGAAGCAAUGCCAUUGAGAUACUUUUUUUCUGCAUUAGUGGGUGCUGGAUACCGAGUGUCUUCAUCCCAUUGUGCACAAAAUAGUGUUAAAACUGACGCACCUCAAUCAGUUGUUUGGGAUGUCAUCAGAACUUGGGUUCAAACACAUCCAGUAUCUGAAAAACGAUUACAAGACUCUGUUGCAGCUAGAACAAUUUUGUCUAAACAAUCUACAACUGAAAUAAUUUUUGAUAAAAAAUAUAAUACUAUACCAAAAUCAUUGCAGGGAUUAGUACGUUAUCAACAGAACCCUGCACCAUACUGGGGACCAGGAACUAAAGGCAAUUCAAAACAGAAAGUUAUCUUAAGUGCUACAGAAGUUGAAUGUGAAACGGAUAUCAAAUGUUCUGAGUAG